This is a messenger RNA of Cataglyphis hispanica, 685 nucleotides long. It is a transcript of the gene Sf3b5, whose product is annotated as splicing factor 3B subunit 5. NCBI's taxonomy places the organism in Eukaryota, Metazoa, Arthropoda, Insecta, Hymenoptera, Formicidae. The transcript has a single exon. The record is from RefSeq and is a predicted model, not a curated record. Gene Ontology annotation, cellular component: precatalytic spliceosome; U2 snRNP. Gene Ontology annotation, biological process: mRNA splicing, via spliceosome. Bases 319 to 576 code for a protein of 85 amino acids.
AUCUUUGGCUAAGCCACUGAUUUAACAAAAACGCGAAAUAUUUCUCCGCGAGCUUAUUUAUUGGGUGCGUUCCGUUUCACGGCGUGAAAUUCACGCAUGAAUCGCAUGAAAUGUAGCGCAUUGCAUUGGCUCGUUUCCUUUUCUCCAUCACUCUACUUCUCUACUGCGCAUAGAGAAAUGGAACAGACUCCUUUUCGCGAGCAAACAUAACCUAUAACAAAUUUUUUGCGCGCAAACAAUUGUGUAAAAGAUACAAACGCAAUCGUUAAUUCGAUUGUCUACCAAAGAGGGACCAGAUCGCGAGAAAGCUUCGCGAAGAUGGGCGAACGCUAUAAUAUUCACAGUCAAUUGGAACAUCUGCAAUCCAAGUACAUCGGCACAGGACACGCGGAUACGACCAAGUUCGAAUGGCUGGUGAAUCAGCACCGGGAUUCUUGUAGUUCGUACAUGGGUCAUUACGAUUUACUCAACUUCUUCGCGAUUGCCGAAAACGAAGCCAAGGCGCGAGUUAGAUUCAAUCUCAUGGAGAAGAUGCUGCAACCUUGCGGACCGCCACCCGAGAAGCCGGAGGACUAAAUCGCAUGUCCCUUUCUCGUGUUUUUUUCCAAGUGAUUAAAAAAAAAAACUGCAUUAUUAAUCGCACAAUUGUUGUUUUGAGGAAGAAUAAACUUGAAUGAAAAUUUCA